AUGUCUGAUCCAGAGAUCAUCAUCAUUGGCGCAGGCCCGUCGGGAAUUGCGUUAGCUUACACCUUGAAAUGCAAACUCGGUUUUCGGGAUUUUACGAUCUAUGACAAGGCCUCGGGGCCGGGAGGAACAUGGCGUUCCAACACGUACCCCGGCGUUGGAUGCGACGUUCCGACAAUUUUGUACUCGUUCUCUUUCAAUCAGAACCCUAACUGGUCUAAGGAGUUAUGUGAGGGUCCAGAGAUUCUCGAAUACAUCCAAUCCACGGUCGACAAGUUCGACCUGAGAAAGCACAUGCAAUUUGAUAUCGAGUGCGUCUCGGCAUCAUGGGACGAGAAUGGGUUCUGGACUGUCCAGUUGAGAGACAACCUCACAGGCAUCGUCUAUACGAGAAAUGCCACAAUUUUUGUCUCUGCAGUAGGCGGCAUCUCCCAGCCGCGCGACAUCAAAUUUCCCGGUAUGGAAAAAUUCCAGGGGGAGAUCUUUCACACCGCUCGUUGGAAUCACAACUACGACUAUCGGGGAAAGCGAAUGGCUGUGAUCGGGAAUGGAUGCAGUGCGGCUCAAGUGGUUCCCGCUGUCGUGAAAGAUGUCGCAUACAUCAAGCAAUAUGCUCGAAGCGCGCAGUGGUAUCACGAGCGGCCGAAUCGCAUGUUCACCGCGUUCGAAAAAUGGUGUCUACAUUACGUGCCUCUUUGGGAAAGAUUCAUCCGACUCCGAAUUUUCCUGGCCAAUGACAAUCUGGUUGCUACUUAUAUGCCCGGCGCCCAUGCUGCAAGACUGCGUGCCCAGACGGAGGAUAACGCUCGGCAAUACAUCAAGCAACAAGCACCGAAAGAGUACCAAGAUUUCCUGAUCCCCGAUUUUCCUCUAGGCUGUAAGCGCCGGAUUUUCGACCCAGACUACCUCAAAAGCCUGCACAACCCAAACCUCGAUCUAGUUCCGCUAGGUAUCAAGGCGCUUGACGAGACUGGUAUCAUCAGCUCCGAUGGGGCAAAAACAGAUUUCGACGUUAUUGUGCUAGCGACGGGCUUCGAUGUGCAGCAAUUCCUGGUACCCAUGGAAGUAUUUGGUGCCAAUGGAAGAAGCCUCGCGCAGCAGUGGAAGGAGAACCGCGGCGCCCAAGCAUACAUGGGGACAUUCGUGCACAACUUCCCCAAUUUCGCUAUGCUGUUCGGCCCGAACACUUUCCCAGCACACAAUUCCGUCCUGUAUGCGUCAGAAGUACAGGUUGAGUACAUUGCCAGGACUAUGAUCGCACCAGUCAUUGACAAGAAGCUAUCCACUCUGGAAAUCAAAGCUCCAGCUGAAAAUCAGUGGGCCAGUGAUAUUCAACAUCAGUUGAAAGGAACUGUCUUCUCGGCCGGUUGUUCCAACUGGUACAUCAACAAGAUGGGGCGAAAUUCUGCAUCCUGGCCUGGAUAUGCUUCGACUUACUGGAAAGAAACCUUGAUUCCCCGGCCGAGUGACUUUAUCAAGACGUACUCGUCCAGAUUUUGCGUUGGUGGCGAUAGCGGUGUCGAACGGAGAGACUUCUACUUUUGA
Messenger RNA from Penicillium cataractarum, 1542 nucleotides. RefSeq names its product flavin-containing monooxygenase. Bases 1 to 1542 code for a protein of 513 amino acids. The transcript has 7 exons. The record is from RefSeq and is a predicted model, not a curated record. Lineage: Eukaryota; Fungi; Ascomycota; Eurotiomycetes; Eurotiales; Aspergillaceae.